CAUUCCUUUUAUAAUUUUGCUAUAAAAACAACAAACGUGGUUCUUAACACUUUCCUAAAUAAAUUUUUCUGCAGAGAAGAAUUAAUUGGAUUAAGAAACAUAAAAAUAGCAUAAUCAUGAGAAUUGAAACUUGCUAUUUCUGUUCCAGCAAAGUAUACCCUGGUCAUGGUAUGUUAUUCGUGAGAAAUGACUGCAAACAAUUUCGAUUCUGCAGAAAGAAGUGUAGGAGAGCAUUUACAAGAAAGAAGAACCCACGUAAGGCGAAAUGGACUAAAGUUUAUCGAAAACUUGCCGGCAAAGAACUCACUGUGGAUCCAUGUUUCGAAUUCGAGAAAAGACGAAAUGCUCCAGUAAAAUACGACCGUGAAUUGUGGACAAAAACUAUAGAUGCCAUCAAACGAGUGAAUGAAAUCAAGGAACGUCGUGAGAAACAUUUUGUUAUGGAAAGAUUACGCAAAGGAACACAACGCGAGAUUCACGAUGAUGUCCGUGACGUACAGAAGAACAUUUCACUUAUCAGAGCACCAGAAGGUAUCAGAAAGAAGGAUCUUGAAGCAGAGCAAAAUAAAGCAAUGGAAGUGGAAGAUGAAGAAGUUGAAUACAUGGAUGCACAUAUAAGCAAUUUAGCUGGACGGGAAGGAUUGAUUAAAUGCAUAUUUUUAAGUGAAUUUCACGCAACAGUUGGAAGUUUAAUUAAACACCAAGUUCCAGAUAAUUACAUUUCAAAAGAUGUUUUUGAUCUUAUAAAUGUGUAUAUUCUUCCAAAGCGAGAACUUGAACGACAAAUACUUACAGUGAACACUUUAGGCAUAAAAAUCGUGGGAUAUCCUAUAAAGAUCACAAGUCCUCGAUAUGCUCGAAAUGCUUUUUACUUCAAUUUGUGCUUCGUAUGUGAUCAUUUCUCGAGAUCAGUUCAAUAUGAAAGUGUAGUGAAAAAGCUUGCCGAGUAUCUUAUAAUGAUUGAGACCGAAUGCGGGUUCUUAUCUCGUGACGAGCACAGGCCACGAAUACAACACAUGCUGAACAAAAUAAUGAAAGACCUCAAUGAGACGAGAGUUUGUACAAUUGUUGAAGGUGAAACGACAAUCUAUUUGAAGAUUGUGAGAAUAGCAGACGAUCCUCCUGAAGUCUUUGAUCAUCAAGUUCCAAUUCUGCGUUUAGAAUUUAAAGACAUGUCGUUUGAUUCAUGGGAUCUUACUACACAACAAGUUCUACCUUACAUUAACGGCGUUUAUCAUGUGUCACGAAUAGCUGCAUGUGCUGAUGUCGAAACAUCGCUCGUCAAAUCUUGCGUGCAGAAUUUGGUUUAUUAUAAUAUCGUUGAGCUUCUACCAUUGUUUAAGUAUUCAAACGUUUACAUGUGCACUCGAAAUCUUCAAAAACUCACAAAAAAUCAUCAUUUGAGUCAAGAAUGUCUUGCCAUUGUCACUUUGAAUCGUGACGAUCCUCCACCCACCAUGUACCGAGUUUUUCAACUUUACUCACAAAUGACUCAUGGAGUGAGUCUUAAAACGCUUUGUAUACGAUUGUCGCCAAGACUGAACAACAUUGAUGAGAGAAAGUUGGUUGAAUUUGGACUCAAGCACAAUCUCAUCAGAUGCAUUAACAAAUAUCCUAUUUUUACUGGAUCGAUACCAAACUCACGUCAAAGACUUUAUAAUGGAUUAAAUCAUUUCGAUGAGAUUUGUUGUCGAACUGGUCUAAGCUCACAGAAAAUUGAAGAGUCAAUCGACUCUGAUACGAAUGUGACGGUCAUAUGCAAGUAGAUUCUACCUCGAUCCAACCUUUCGAAGAUCAACAACGAUUAAAUAUUUAUUCAUGCGAAUUUUAGCGCAUAACCACCUCACUCAUACUCAUGCUUUAAUUCACUCAUAUACUUCGCUCUCAUUCGCAAGGCUUGAAGCUUUCUGACUUAAAAAGUAUUUAUGUCCAUUUAGCCAUCAAACUUGCAUACUGCAACGCAUCUCAUCAUCAUAAAUUGAAUUUAAUUUAAUGUUAGAUAGUUAAUAAUAAUACAUUAACUUAUAAAAGUAGGAAUGAAACAAAAUCAGCAAAUUUCAUCAUUUGCAUACUUAGGUAGUUAUGUUUAAUAAUUAUAAUAAUAAAGGCACAAGCACCUUCACUCAAUUUAAAUAAAUUUCUAAUUCACAAAAAGUCAUCAACAUCAUUAAACUGCACAUUAUGAAAUGAAUUCUUAGAGUGAGAAAUUUUCUAAAUUGUGAAAAUUAAUUCGAAUGUGAUUUGGCUGGAAAAAGACUUAAAAAUGUGUUUGGCAGUUUUGAUAAAAAUUCAUUUCAAUUUUAUUUCGGUUGUUAAAUGUAUCAAAGAAUGUUCUGAAUGGAAUUUUAAUUUUAAUUAAAUAUUUUUUUAAAAGUAUAAUUUCAAAUGUAAUAAAGAAUAUUAUGAUGUGAUUAA
Molecule: messenger RNA, 2415 nt
Organism: Clunio marinus
Lineage: Eukaryota; Metazoa; Arthropoda; Insecta; Diptera; Chironomidae
Source: the annotation of a GenBank genome assembly